AUGGAGACGCAAGUGGAAAAAAGGGAACAGUGGAAGAGGAAAAGGGAAUAUAUUCUAGCAUCUGCAGGCAAUGUGGUUGGCCUGGGCAAUGUGUGGAGAUUCCCCUACCUGUGCUAUAAGAACGGAGGAGGCGUCUUCCUGGUGCCUUACUGCCUCUUUGCCGUGCUGUGUGGCCUGCCACUCUUCCUGCUGGAGACUGUGAUUGGUCAGUACACGCAGGAGGGUGCCGCCACCUGCUGGACCAAGCUCUGCCCCCUGGCACAGGGGACUGGCUAUUCUUUACUGGUGAUUCAGCUGUACUCCAGACUCUACUCCAUCAUCCUGGCCUGGGCCCUCCUCUACCUCAUCUACUGCUUCAGAGAUCCCCUGCCCUGGACCACCUGCAACAAUCCAUGGAACACAGACAAAUGUGUGGACCUCACUUCUGCAAACAGCAGUGCAAUAUACAGCAGCAACCUGACAUCUUCAGUGUCUGAGUUCUGGGAGAGAGGAGUGUUGUCCAUGUCGGGGGGAAUAGAGGAGGUUGGUGCAGUACAGUGGGAGCUGCUGCUGUGUCUCCUGGCCUGCUGGGUGGCCUGCUACUUCUGCAUCUGGAAAGGGGUCCGCUCCACAGGAAAGGUGGUGUACUUCACGGCUGUGUUCCCAUACGUGACACUGGCCAUCCUGCUGGUCAGAGGGCUGACUCUGCCGGGGGCCUGGCAGGGCGUGGUCUUCUAUCUGUACCCAGAUUUCUCUCGCCUGGCAGACCUUCAGGUGUGGAUGGAAGCUGGUGCUCAGGUCCUCUUCUCCUAUGGUAUUGCAGGGGGAAGCAUUAUCACACUGGGCAGCUACAACAAAGUUAAGAACAACUGUUAUAAGGACAGCAUGUGGUUGUGUGUGCUCAACAGUUGCACCAGCUUCGUCGCCGGCUUCGCGGUCUUCUCAGCUCUGGGCUUCAUGGCCCACAAACAGGGAAUUCCCAUCAACAUGGUGGUUGAAUCAGGCCCCGGGCUGGCAUUUAUCGCUUUUCCUCAGGCCGUAGCCAUGAUGCCCCUUCCUCAGCUGUGGGCUGCCUGCUUCUUCAUUAUGCUCAUUCUGUUGGGACUGGACACAGUGUUUACAGGCUUGGAAACUAUAACAUCGUCCGUGAUUGACAUGUUCCCAGGACAGAUGCGCAGACCCUGGCGCAGAGAAAUCUUCCUCGUCUUCUUCUGCUCUGUCUGCUUCUUGUCGCAGAUCCCUCUCACCGCUCAGGGAGGAGUGUUCCUCUUCCAGCUGAUGGACUACUAUGGUGCAAAUGGAGUAUGUGUAUUGUUUGUGUCUCUGAUCCAGUGCGUGGCAGCUGGCUGGGCCUUUGGGGCUGAACAGAUGUGUGAUGCAACCAAAUCUAUGACAGGACAGAGGCCGUGCCUUCUUUUCAAACUGUGCUGGCGUUACUUCACCCCUCUGAUCUGCAUGGUUUGCUUCAUCUGCUCGUGUCUGGACUACCAGCAGCUGACAUCCAGGGGCUACGUGUACCCAGACUGGACCUACCAUCUGGGCCGGGCCAUAGCCUUCUCCUCUGUGAUUCCAGUACCCGCCUGGGCUGUUUACAAGAUCUGCUUCACUCAGGGCACCCUCAGACAGCGUCUGUCAGUCCUGUGGUACCCUGUCAGAGAUCCUGUUGAUCCCAAGACAAACAACGAACUCCUAAAUGAAACAGAGAUGAAACCAGCAGCAGCCCCUUUUCCCAACAUGUUAUAAGUCCUUGUCGUUACCGUAGAUAUAUACAGCCGAUGCCUCAUUUGUGCCUGUGAGAUGGAUCUCUAGUGCCACCGUCCAACAGAGGUGUUCUGACCCGUUCAAAUAGCAGAAUAUGCCAGACUUUUAUGUGACUUUUAUACGUUCUAGCAAAAGAAAUGCCAAAACCACACAGCAGGGAUUAACAUUUCACAGGUGAGAAUUUACGCACUGUUGAAUUUGAUAUAUUACAAUAAGUAAUCCUCCCUUUAACCCUCGUAUUGUCUUCCCAUCUACUAAAUGAUAUGCAAACACUUGAAAACGGGUAAAAAUUGACCCGAAGACAAUAGGAGGGUUAAACUCAAAAGUGUAAGUGACUGUUCUUUACUACUGUAAGUAAAGCUAUCUUAAGCCAGGCAAGAAAGAAAAGAUGAACAUUUUUAUAAAGUAAUAUAUAACUAAGAUGCUGGAAAUGAUAUGUGUCAAUCAGCUAUGUUGCUGAUGUCACAUAUUUGUUAAAUAGUUCAUUAUUAUCUACUUUAAAGUGUUAAAUCUGUUUCAAAGCACUGACAUGACAUACAUACAACAAAUGUGACCACUCUGCACAACACUGCUGAUUCACUGGAUACGUGUUUUGUGUAUAAUACGUGACUUAAAAUGUAAAUUAGCAUGUAUUUAUCUUUUUAUUCAGUAGUAACAAAGUGAUGAAAGCAGUUCCUUUCAGUGUACUGAAUCACGAGGCUCGAGACUAGAGUUGAGCGUGUGUGGUAUGUCUCAGCACCGAUUGUACUCUGAGAUGUGGUCACAUAGAUUAUUGUAGUCGAUCUAGAGUUUGCAUUUCCUUCCUCUUUUCAAGGCAAAGAAUAUACUUUUCCUUUGAAAUAUUCUUUCAUCCAUCACAUCCCCAGCAACAUAAUCCUCCUGUAUAAAAUGAGUGCAGAACAUGGCCACGGUGUUCGUUACAGAUGCAGCAGUGAAGUCCUGUCUCGUCACCAGCGACACCCAGCACCAAGGCUAGUAGCCUUUUCCACAGUACCCUCACUCAGUGAAUAAGUGGUUGCAUCCCUGGUGACAAAUAACAUCAAUCACUGAGUGAGUAGUCCAACAGUUUUAAAAUUACCACAACCACAGAAUCUGCCCUGACCUAGUGUAAAUAACAAUUAUAGCAUUCUAAAGUGAUGCAAAUAUAAUAUUAUUAUAUAGACAUUGUACAGGGGUUUAUUUAUCAUAGUCAACUCAAUGUACUCUGUUACAUUGCACAGUGUAACAUGGUCCAUAGGGCUGUUGGUGUAUCUCCAGGUGGGUUUUGUUGGGCUGGUUUGACUCAAAAGUCACGGGCAGAUGUAUUUAUGUAGUUUUGUGUAGUCUUUAUGAAUUUAUAUCAUAUACUAUAUACUUCAUGUUAAUAUGCACAGUAUCACAGUAUGGGAUGCUAACAUGUUCACAGCUAGCAUGUUGCCAUGCUGCGCUACAUGGACUUGUUAAAUGUCUGUGUGUAUGCGUACAUGUGUGCAUGUGUGUGAAAUCUUAGUUAGUAAUGGUGGGGUGAGAAAAACAAUGAAAAAUAACUCUUGCUAUGCAUCUAUAAUG
Molecule: messenger RNA, 3288 nt
Organism: Chelmon rostratus (copperband butterflyfish)
Lineage: Eukaryota; Metazoa; Chordata; Actinopteri; Chaetodontiformes; Chaetodontidae
Product: sodium- and chloride-dependent betaine transporter-like
Exons: 15
Coding region: 1-1722 (573 amino acids)
Biological process (GO): sodium ion transmembrane transport
Cellular component (GO): membrane
Source: RefSeq, a predicted model, not a curated record